This is a messenger RNA of Danaus chrysippus (African queen), 300 nucleotides long. Lineage: Eukaryota; Metazoa; Arthropoda; Insecta; Lepidoptera; Nymphalidae. The record is from the annotation of a GenBank genome assembly.
AUGUGUAAGCGUUCGAGCCGGCUGCCUGUCGGAGGCGGUUUGACAGCUCGCUGGGUACUCACAGCCGGGGCGCGCGGGCGGAGUACCGCGAGAGCCACGGCGCCCCGCACUCACGACAUCGCCGUCCGACAACGACCCCACUACUCUAGACAAUGCAUUCAUUGGAGCACGUGGUUGUCGCGUGUCCUGGUCACGGUCAUGACAAUCGACCGAGCACACAGCACGCAUGCGUGGAACACACCAGGGUACCCUCGGGGAGUUUACUUCAUCUGCACAAGCCACAACCCUACAGCAUACUAA